GACCUGAGAAAAACCAUACCUUCCUGGUGGUGGCACGUUUCAACUAGUCAGGUGUUGCAUAGAUAGACAACAGGUCGACAUGGCCAGCCAUGGGAUACCCCGCUACAGCUUGAAGGAGAAAUCCGAAGAAGCUCGUCAACAAGAGCUUCGCAAAAUAGAAAAAUACCAGGAGCUGGAUCAGUUCGUCCGUGCGAAGAUUGCAGAACAGCAGUAUACGCCUGAAACACUUCAAAAAAUUUCCGAAUUGUUGACCAAAAAUCCGGAGUACUACACGGUGUGGAAUUAUCGACGCCGGGUUCUGCGGCACGAAUUCACACAAGCUGCAUCACGCGAGGCUGCAGCGGAUCAGAUCACUGCCUUAAUCAAGAAUGACCUGCUGUUCCUGAUGCCGCUACUGCGCAGCUUUCCCAAGUGCUACUGGAUAUGGAACUAUCGUUUAUGGCUUCUAGAUGAAGCUAAACGUCUGCUGCCACUAUCUAUCUCCCGGAGAAUCUGGGAAGAAGAGCUAGCGCUUGUGGGUAAAAUGCUUCGCCUAGACAGCAGAAACUUCCAUGGCUGGGGCUACCGCCGAGUUGUCGUGGACACGUUAGAGACUCUGACACCCGAAGAGAAGGGAGAGAGUAUGGCGCAAGCAGAAUUCGAGUAUGCGAAGAAGAUGAUUGGGACGAAUCUCUCUAACUUUUCCGCGUGGCAUUAUCGGACGAAGCUUAUCCAGCGAUUGCUGAAUGAGAAAUCAGCCACUGAUGCGGAACGAAGAAAGAUGCUCAAUGACGAGCUGGAGCUUAUCCAUCGCGCCUUGUGUGACCCAUAUGACCAGUCACUAUGGUUUUAUCACCAAAACUUAAUGUGCACAUUUGACCCGGCAACAUCGGGGCAGACAAUGGCACCGAACCUCAGUCAGUCGGAGCGGCUGGACUAUGUCCGCCAAGAGAUCGAGGAGAUUCAGGAUAUGCUGGACGGGGCGGAGGAUUGUAAGUAUAUCUACCAGGCAUUAAUCGACUGUACCUUGUUGGCGUCGAAAAUCGAAGGCACCAUGUCCAGUGACGACCAACAAAAGGUUUUGAGCUGGAUCUCGGAACUGAAGAAAAUGGACCCACUUAGGCGUGGACGGUGGUUGGAUUUUGAGCGAUCACUCUGCACUUAAGGGGAGCACCUCCUUACUUCACUAUUUCUG
This is a messenger RNA of Aspergillus pseudotamarii, 1174 nucleotides long. RefSeq names its product Rab geranylgeranyltransferase BET4. The transcript is spliced from 4 exons. The coding region runs from base 80 to 1144 and encodes 354 amino acids. Gene Ontology annotation, biological process: protein geranylgeranylation. NCBI's taxonomy places the organism in Eukaryota, Fungi, Ascomycota, Eurotiomycetes, Eurotiales, Aspergillaceae. Gene Ontology annotation, molecular function: Rab geranylgeranyltransferase activity. Gene Ontology annotation, cellular component: Rab-protein geranylgeranyltransferase complex; cytoplasm. The record is from RefSeq and is a predicted model, not a curated record.